Cucurbita moschata (crookneck pumpkin) is the source of this 2313-nucleotide messenger RNA. RefSeq names its product probable polyamine oxidase 2. Gene Ontology annotation, cellular component: peroxisome. Gene Ontology annotation, molecular function: polyamine oxidase activity. Lineage: Eukaryota; Viridiplantae; Streptophyta; Magnoliopsida; Cucurbitales; Cucurbitaceae. The record is from RefSeq and is a predicted model, not a curated record. The transcript is spliced from 10 exons. The coding region runs from base 521 to 1990 and encodes 489 amino acids. Gene Ontology annotation, biological process: polyamine catabolic process.
UUUAAGUAUCCUCUCAGUUGCGCGGAAAGUGUUUUGCGUUCACGAGAAUUUGACUGCCAUCGUUUAUCUCUCUAUUUUUCGUUGGAUUUUGAUUCUUGUUGUUCGAUCUGGAUUUUAUAUUGACGGAUCGGGGAGAUUUUUAUGUUUUAUUUGGCAGUCGGAGGUGGAUCGUGAUCGCUUUCUGCAAAACUUGAGCGGACGCUUGAUUGCAAUCGUGGAUUUCUUGGGAUUUGAUCGGUUGGAGUGGGCUGAAGGACGAGUUUGGUUCUUUGAGAAUUUGGAAAACCGAGGCGCAUGAACUGUUUGGGAAAGCUGGGUUUAAAUUUGAGUUCUAAUUCUAAUCAUUUCAUUCCGUGUCUCUUGCUUUUUCUCCUCCAUUAUUCGUCUCAAUUGACUCCUUUGUUUAAUUUGGAUAAUAAAUCCAUUGAUCCCUUGUUAUUAUUUGUUUUGAAUUCUGAUUCCAAUUGUUUACUUAAUAAUAAACCGACGACUUAAGUUCAUUGCUGCUCAUCGGUGACGAAUGGAGUCUAGUUCCAGGAGUAAUUCCCAACUUCGUAAAGCUCUCUGCCAAUCAAAUCCUGAGAAAGGACCGGUGAGAUCACCUUCUGUGAUUGUCAUUGGUGGUGGCAUUGCUGGAGUAGCUGCUGCUCGUGCUCUUCAUGAUGCCUCCUUUCAAGUUAUCUUGUUAGAAGCACGGGAUAGACUUGGUGGUCGCAUAUAUACUAAUUAUUCAUUUGGGUUUCCUGUUGACCUUGGUGCUUCAUGGUUACAUGGGGUAUGCAAACAAAAUCCGCUGGCCCCCUUAAUUGGAAAAUUAGGAUUACCCCUCUACCGAACCAGUGAGGAAAACUCUGUAUUAUAUGACCAUGACUUAGAAAGUUAUGCACUCUUUGAUAUGGAAGGGAAACAAGUUCCUCAAGAGCUAGUGACAAAAGUUGGAAAAGUAUUUGAGGCCGUCUUAGAAGAGGCUGAUAAAAUAAGAGAUGAAUAUACUGAGGACAUGACUGUAAAGCGUGCAUUCUCAAUUGUUUUUGAAAGAAGACCAGAAUUGAAGAUGGAUGGGCUUGCCCACAAGGUUCUUCAGUGGUAUCUCUGUAGGAUGGAAGGAUGGUUUGCUGCAGAUGCCAAUACUAUCUCACUAAAAUGUUGGGAUCUGGAAGAGCUGCUGCCUGGAGGUCAUGGGCUAAUGGUAAGGGGAUACCUUCCUGUUAUCAACACUCUUGCAAAGGGUCUUGACAUCCGUUUGGGUCAUAGGGUUACAAAAGUUGUUAGACGAUAUAAUGAAAUUAAGGUCACGGUCGAAGACGGGACAACAUUUGUUGCUGAUGCUGCAAUAGUUUCUGUCCCUCUCGGGGUGCUUAAAGCUAAUACCAUAAAGUUCGAGCCGAAACUCCCAGAUUGGAAGGAAUCCGCCAUAUCUGACCUUGGAGUAGGGGUGGAGAACAAAAUAAUACUGCAAUUUGAACAAGUUUUUUGGCCGAAUGUGGAGUUUCUAGGAGUAGUGGCAGAAACAACAUAUGAAUGCAGCUACUUUCUCAAUCUUCACAAAGCCACUGGGCAUUCUAUUCUCGUUUACAUGCCUGCCGGGCAGCUGGCUGAAGACAUAGAGAAAUUGUCCGAUGAAGCUGCUGCUAAUUUUGCUUUCACACAACUCAAAAAAAUUCUUCCGGAUGCUUCUGAACCGAUCAAUUUCCUUGUUUCCCGAUGGGGAACAGAUAUUGACACACUUGGAUCAUACAGUUAUGACAUAGUUGACAAGCCCAGUGAUCUGUAUGAGAAGUUGAGAAUCCCCAUCGAUAACAUAUUCUUUGCAGGGGAGGCAACUAGCACAAGCUUCCCAGGGUCAGUGCACGGUGCGUUUGCUACGGGUGUAAUGGCUGCGGAGGACUGCAGAAUGCGCGUCCUCGAGCGCUAUGGGGAGCUAAAUAUAUUCCAGCCAGUCCUAGCUGUGGAGCCGGUAUCAGUACCUCUACUGAUCUCUCGCCUGUAAGUUGAAGGGUUCCUUCAAUAUGUUUGUUCGGUAUUGAUGGGUUUGGCUAGUCAAGUGGUAUAGAAAACAUCACUGUUUUUGCAUAUCAGUAUUUCAGUCAAAUGUUCUUAUAGAUUUCUUACAAGUUGCACCUGGAUUUUGGUAGUAGUGAUUAGGAAUUAUGCUUUAGUAUAGACUUUUCUCCUUGAUGUCAUAAAACAUAUCCAACUGUCUUUAGUCUCUGUUUUUGUCUUUAUGGACAUUUACAUUUUUUCUCCUAUAGUUCGUGAUGUAAUCGAUAAUGAUUAUUAUUUAUCAUGCAAUGUUAACGUCAGUUUAUGCGC